Messenger RNA from Aspergillus alliaceus, 1667 nucleotides. RefSeq names its product DUF3431 domain-containing protein. The record is from RefSeq and is a predicted model, not a curated record. The transcript has 3 exons. NCBI's taxonomy places the organism in Eukaryota, Fungi, Ascomycota, Eurotiomycetes, Eurotiales, Aspergillaceae. Bases 615 to 1547 code for a protein of 310 amino acids.
GCCGGCUUUUGUACAACAGAUUCAGUCGUAGAUUGAAUCCUUCCUCAUCUCAGGUAAUAUACCAGGAACAUGGAACUCGUUUCAACACUGCGCAACAAAGCAAUCAAAAGGCCCCUGCAGAUCACUUCCAGGUCUCGCCCCUUCCAUUCCCACCAAUCCGCGUGUCAACACUUCCAGUGAUAAGCAUUUUUCCCUUUGAGGGCAUCGUGGCCAUUUCUUUGGUUCACAAUUUUUUUGAUUUUCUUUCUUUUCUUUUUUCCCUUCAUGUUUUUCUUCUCUUUCCUCACUCUCUCCGUUUUGCGAUUGAUUCUCCAGUGCAUUCUUGAUCCUAUGGCCUCAUAAUCGCUAUUGUCAUCUUUUCUACCCUAAUCACUUCCAAUUCCCAAGCUAAUUUCCGGGCCUCUUUCUUUUUGUUUUCCUUCUUCACCUCGCACUACCUACUGUGGUUAACCUCGCUUUACUUAUUUUUUUCAUGUAACCCAUACCGCUUAAAAGUUCUCCCUUAUAAUUACCAUCGACACGUAAUCACCCACUUCUGACCGUCUUUCCUCUCGGGAACCUCUCUAUCAAUCAAUACAUAUCAUCUAGUCGAUUUGACAACUAAAUGUUAUGAGAUGAGACUAUCUAUCCGUGUUGGUUCGGCCGCACUUGUGAUCCUCGCCAUCUUCCUGAUCAAGCGCCAUCUUGACUCGAUACAGGAUGAUUCGCGUGUUUCGCUGUCGUCCUUCUGGCGCUUCGGCAGCAGCCCAGCCGCUUCCGACAGCAACAAUCAGGAUAUAGAGAAAUCAUUUGCGGAGUCGGAUGUUAUCUCCCCUCAGACUUAUGAGACCACCCCGAUUAUCGUCCCCAACGAUCGAGCGCUUGUGAUGGCGAAAUUGGCCUCGGAGGAUACAUCGUGGGUCGCUAAUGAUUUAAAUGAAUGGCGGAACGUCAUCUAUACAGUUGAUGAUUUGAAUGCGGCUCGUCAUACGCCGAUCAAUAAAGGACGCGAAAGUCUAGCGUACCUCCAGUAUAUUAUCGAGCAUUAUCAUGACCUCCCUUCGCUCAUCGUCUUCAUCCACAGCCACAAAGACGGCUGGCCCGGUGCGUGGCACACCGACAACAUGGAAUACAGUAACGUCGUGGCGAUCCGUAACCUCCAGGCCGACUUUGUUCAGCGAAAUGGCUACGCCAACCUCCGAUGCCAGGAAACACCGGGAUGUCCAGAAGAGCUACGGCCCUUACGGAACCCUCCUCGCCCUGGACAGACCACGGAGGCAGCUUACGCGCAGGCCUGGAAGGAGCUUUUCAACAAUACCGAGGUUCCCGAAGUCGUUGGCGCACCAUGUUGCUCGCAGUUCGCGGUCUCGCGCGACCAAGUCUUGAAGCGCCCGUUUGAAGAGUACAUGCAGUAUUAUAAUUGGGUUUUGACCAACGAUUUGCCGGAUGAUGUCACCUCGCGAGUGAUGGAGUAUUCCUGGCAUAUCAUCUUUGGCAAGGAUCCGGUGUACUGUCCCGAUUCGCUGCAGUGUUAUGCGGACGUCUAUGGAAACCCAUACUUCUGGUAGCUUUUGUAUAUAAUACCCCCUCCUUUAUUUUUUCUCCGCUUGCGUCUCGUCACGAUAUAUUGUAUUUUCUUUAUUCUCCCACUUUUAUUUUUUAUUUUAUUUUAUUUUUUUUUAACGGUA